AUGGGCAUAGAAAACACAACCACUACUCUGGAUGCCAUCAACAAUGAGACUGUUGAUCUGGAAAAUAUUCCUAUCAAGGAAGUUUUCGAGAAUCUGAAAUGUACAGAAGAGGGACUCAACUCUUCAGAGGUUGAGAAACGUCUAAAUGUGUUUGGUCAUAACAAACUCGAAGAGAAAAAGGAGAGAAAAAUAUUGAAGUUCUUGGGAUUUAUGUGGAAUCCUCUUUCAUGGGUAAUGGAAGCAGCAGCACUCAUGGCUCUUUCUCUUCCACAUGGAAAGCACAAGAGAGUUGAUUACCAAGACUUUGUUGGAAUUAUUGCACUACUUAUCAUAAACUCAACAAUUAGUUUUGUAGAAGAGAAUAACGCUGGAAAUGCAGCUGCAGCUCUUAUGGCUCGGUUAGCUCCAAAAGCCAAGGUUUUGCGGAAUGGGAAAUGGAGUGAAGAGGAUGCAGCCGUGUUGGUUCCGGGAGACAUCAUUAGCAUAAAGCUCGGGGAUAUAAUUCCAGCUGAUGCACGUUUACUUAACGGUGAUCCAUUGAAAAUUGAUCAGUCUGCUCUUACAGGAGAGUCACUUCCAGUAACCAAAAAUCCUGGUGAUGGUGUAUACUCGGGGUCAACAUGUAAACAAGGUGAAAUAGAAGCUGUUGUUAUUGCUACCGGAGUUCACACUUUCUUUGGAAAGGCUGCUCAUCUCGUGGAAAAUACUACACAUGUUGGACAUUUUCAGAAGGUAUUAGCUUCAAUUGGUAACUUUUGCAUCUGCUCAAUUGCAAUUGGUAUGAUCAUUGAGCUCAUUGUAAUAUUUGGAGGGCAACAUCGACAUCCUCGUGAAGCCGUUGACAGCCUUCUUGUUCUGCUCAUUGGCGGAAUUCCCAUUGCAAUGCCAACAGUUCUCUCUGUAACUAUGGCAAUUGGCUCUCAUCGACUAUCUCAGCAGGGAGCUAUCACAAAAAGAAUGACAGCUAUAGAGGAGAUGGCUGGGAUGGAUGUCUUGUGCAGUGAUAAAACUGGCACUCUAACUUUAAACAAAUUAUCAGUAGACAAAAAUCUCAUUGAGGUUUUUGCCAAAGAUGUUGAAAAGGACAUGGUGGUUUUAAUGGCUGCAAGAGCUUCAAGGUUGGAGAACCAAGAUGCGAUUGAUACUGCAAUAGUAUCUAUGCUUGCUGACCCUAAGGAGGCACGAGCUGGUAUCACAGAGGUUCAUUUCCUUCCAUUCAAUCCAACUGAUAAGAGGACAGCUCUUACCUACCUAGACAGCGCUGGUAAAAUGCACAGAGUGAGCAAAGGUGCCCCAGAGCAGAUUUUGAACCUGGCAUGGAACAAAUCAGACAUUCAAAAUAGAGUGCACUCAGUGAUAGAUAAGUUUGCUGAGCGUGGGCUUCGAUCCCUUGCAGUCGCUCGCCAGGAAGUACCAGAAGGUACAAAGGACAGUCCUGGUGGCCUUUGGGAAUUUGUUGGUCUUCUCCCUCUCUUUGAUCCACCACGUCAUGACAGUGCUGAAACAAUCAGAAGAGCUCUCGAACUUGGAGUUAGUGUCAAGAUGAUUACAGGUGACCAGUUAGCUAUAGGUAAAGAAACUGGGAGACGUCUUGGAAUGGGUACAAACAUGUAUCCUUCAUCGUUUUUGCUUGCAGAACAAAAGGAUGCCUCAGCUGCAACCCUUCCAAUUGAAGAACUCAUUGAAAGUGCUGAUGGAUUUGCCGGUGUCUUUCCUGAGCACAAGUACGAAAUCGUGAGAAUCUUACAAAGCAGGAAGCACAUUUGUGGUAUGACUGGUGAUGGAGUCAAUGAUGCACCAGCACUGAAGAAAGCGGACAUAGGAAUUGCUGUUGCAGAUGCAACAGAUGCAGCUCGGGGUGCUUCAGAUAUAGUUCUGACGGAGCCUGGACUAAGUGUUAUUAUCCAUGCUGUUUUGACAAGCCGUGCCAUUUUCCAGAGAAUGAAAAACUACACAAUAUAUGCAGUGUCCAUCACAAUCCGUAUUGUGUUGGGAUUCAUGUUGCUGACUGCAUUUUGGAAAUUCAAUUUUCCCCCUUUUAUGGUCCUUGUCAUUGCUAUUCUUAAUGAUGGCACAAUCAUGACAAUAUCCAAGGACAGGGUCAAGCCAUCCCCACUUCCUGACAGUUGGAAGCUCAGCGAAAUCUUUGCAACAGGAAUUGUGAUAGGCAGUUACCUCGCCUUGAUGACCGCUUUAUUCUUCUAUUUAACUUUUGAGACCAGCUUCUUUGCGAAUGCAUUUCACGUGGAAGAUUUCAACAAACAUAUUCCAGCAAACAAGGUCAUCACUGAUUCUCUAAAUGCAAAACUAGCUUCAGCUGUAUAUCUCCAAGUUAGCACCAUCAGCCAAGCAUUGAUCUUUGUUACACGAUCAAGAGGGUGGUCAUUCAUGGAAAGGCCUGGACUUCUCCUUGUUGUUGCCUUUAUUGUUGCUCAGAUGGUUGCAACUUUUUUGUCGGCUAUGGCUACAUCAGUUAAAUUUGCGGGGAUUGAGAAGAUUGGAUGGAGAUGGACUGGUGUGAUUUGGUUGUUCAAUAUUAUUACCUACUUUCUGCUUGAUCCCAUCAAAUUUUCUGUUCGAUAUGCACUAAGUGGGAGAGCCUGGGGCUUACUACUGAACCAAAAAACGGCUUUCACCAACAGAAAGGACUUCGGUAAGGAAGCCCGCGAAGCAGCAUGGGCUGCUGAACAGAGGACAAUUCAUGGCCUUCAGUCCACGGAAACAAGAACACUUCCUGAGAACUACACUUUCAGGGAGAUCAGCGUUAUGGCUGAGGAAGCAAAAAGGCGUGCCGAUAUUGCAAGAUUGAGGGAACUUCACACACUGAAAGGGAGGGUAGAAUCAUUUGCCAAGCUUAGAGGAUUAGAUAUUGAUCAUGUCAAUCCACAUUACACAGUCUAAUGAGAGGAGAGUCCUCUGUGAAGCUGCAGAUGCCAUUCCCCUUUUUCUCAUUUAUGGAGUGCUUCGCUUUUAUUUAGUUUGCAUUUUUGGUUUCGAGUUUGUCAAUAAAACCGUGCUUUUCCAACAUUGUGUCUGCUGCAGCAAAGUGCAAGUUUGAGUUAUUCCCUUAAAUCUUCCCUUAAUUUAUUCCCUUAAUUCUUCCCUUAGUUCUUUUGAGAGUUCACAACAGCUUUGACAACAAGAAAGAAGGAUAAGAAGCACCAAAAAGAGAUUCAGUUAGGGAACCUCUCUACUAUGCUAUGCUGUAGACCUAACCAAAUGUUAAAGGAAUUUCGUGUGCAUGAAUAUUGGUUCUUGGAUUGAUGUAAUGAAGAUUCAUGGAA
This is a messenger RNA of Lycium barbarum (goji berry), 3284 nucleotides long. RefSeq names its product plasma membrane ATPase 1-like. Gene Ontology annotation, cellular component: plasma membrane. The record is from RefSeq and is a predicted model, not a curated record. The transcript has 21 exons. NCBI's taxonomy places the organism in Eukaryota, Viridiplantae, Streptophyta, Magnoliopsida, Solanales, Solanaceae. The coding region runs from base 1 to 2901 and encodes 966 amino acids. Gene Ontology annotation, biological process: regulation of intracellular pH; proton export across plasma membrane. Gene Ontology annotation, molecular function: ATP hydrolysis activity; ATP binding; P-type proton-exporting transporter activity.